AUGUCUGGAAUAGAUGUGAGAUCUGUUAAGUUACCCUUCGAUCUUGAAGUUAGGACACCAAUGGGUGAUAAGAGGAUAAUCGCUAGCUUCGCCUAUAAGAAUAGUGAAUUCUGGAUUGGAGAGCGUAAAAUGCUAAUGGAUCUAAUCAGUUUGGACAUAAAAGGGUACGAUGUCAUCAUAGGAAUGGAUUUCCUAGGCCAGUAUCAUGCUAAGCUUGAUUGCAGAGCAAAAGUGGUAGAAUUCUGUAUACCUGGAGAAACAACUCUGAGAGAUCAAGUGAAGUUGGAGGAUGUACCAGUGGUACGAGAAUUUCCGGAUAUUUUUCCGGAAGAGCUUAAGACUUUACCGCCGGAUAGAGAAGUGGAAUUUAAGAUUGACUUGGUGCCUGGAACGGUUCCAAUUUCUAAAACUCCGUACCGAAUGGCUCCUGCCGAGCUAAAGGAGUUGAAAAUUCAAUUGCAAGAUCUCUUGGAGAAAGGUUUUGUGAAGGAAAGUGAUUCACCGUGGGGAGCACCCGUUCUAUUUGUUAAGUAA
This is a messenger RNA of Coffea arabica (coffee), 534 nucleotides long. RefSeq lists its product as uncharacterized. Lineage: Eukaryota; Viridiplantae; Streptophyta; Magnoliopsida; Gentianales; Rubiaceae. The record is from RefSeq and is a predicted model, not a curated record.